Messenger RNA from Leptidea sinapis, 1407 nucleotides. It is a transcript of the gene Ir93a, whose product is annotated as ionotropic receptor 93a. The transcript is spliced from 9 exons. The record is from RefSeq and is a predicted model, not a curated record. Bases 1 to 1407 code for a protein of 468 amino acids. Lineage: Eukaryota; Metazoa; Arthropoda; Insecta; Lepidoptera; Pieridae.
AUGCGACCAUUUUGUAUUUUUAUCACUUUGUUUUGGUGUGCUGUUGCGGAAGAUUUUCCAUCGCUGAUAUCUGCAAAUGCUUCCAUAGCUGUUGUACUAGACCACCAAUUCCUGGGAGACCAGUCCCAGCCGAUAUUGGAUGAGCUAAAGAACCACAUCAAGGAACUUUCGAGGGUAGAGCUGAAGCAUGGCGGUGUCAUCGUGCACUAUUAUGCUUGGACUGCGAUAAACCUCAAAAAAGGUUUUCUGGCUGUAUUCAGUGUGGCAUCCUGCCAAGAUACCUGGUCUUUGUACAGACGAGUAAUGGAAGAAGAAAUAUUCUUAUUUGCGCUCACUGAAGUGGACUGUCCAAGAUUGCCAAGGAACACCGCAUUGACGGUGACCUUCGCUGCACCUGGUGAUGAGCUACCACAACUGCUUUUAGACUUGAGGACCGAGAGGGCAUUUAACUGGAAGUCAGCAGUUAUUCUGCAUGAUAAUACGUUAAACAGAGAUGUCGUAUCACGCGCGGUACAAUCUCUAACUUCACAAACCGACAACCAGCUGCCGUCGACCUCCGUGACCGUCUACAAAAUGCGAUACGUACUGAACGAUUAUUUACGACGAAAAGAAAUCAACAGAGUUCUGUCUAAACUCCCGGUGCAGUAUAUAGGAGAAAACUUUGUCGCAAUAGUCAAAUCAGAAAUGAUGCUGACUAUGGUGGAAGCAGCCCGGGACCUGGGCAUGUCCCACACCAUGGCACAGUGGCUCUAUAUCAUCACGGAUUCCCGGCGUCGACACAACACCACACCCAACGAACUGUUCGAAGGAGAGAAUGUUGCUUAUAUUUACAAUACGACCACCGAUAGCAUGGACUGUAAGAACGGCAUACUAUGCUAUUGUAAAGAGUUGAUGGGUGCAUUUAUAUCUGCCCUAGACACGGCUGUUCAGGAUGAGUUUGACGUGGCCGCUCAGAUCUCUGACGAGGAGUGGGAAGCCAUCAGACCCAGCAAGAUACAGAGAAGGGAUAUGUUACUCAGGCAUAUGCAACAAUACAUAUCAGUGUACAGCGGAUGUGGCAACUGUAGCAGAUGGGAGGCGAUGGUGGGAGACACGUGGGGAACGACGUACCAACGACAAACCGACAUCAUGGAUGACAACCAGGAUGGAGGGAAUAAGACGAAUUUGAUAGAACAUGUCGAGUUGUUGCAGGUUGGGUAUUGGCGUCCAGUCGAUGGUAUCAAGUUUCAAGACAUCUUGUUCCCACACGUCCAACACGGCUUUCGUGGCAAAGAAUUACCCAUACUGACUUAUCACAAUCCCCCGUGGACGAUACUUCACACAAAUGCCUCAGGGUCGGUUGUAAGCUACAGUGGAUUGCUGUUUGAUAUCGUUGGUCAGUUGGCAAAGAGCAAAAAUUUUACGUGA